UUCAGUUUUGAACAACAACAAUUUUGAGUUUGUAAACCGUCUCGCGAAUUAUAAAGUCGAUAACGUGUGAUGUGAUGUGAUUUGAUUGUUUGCGACUUUUAAAUUCUGAGGAAAAUCCAACGCUGCUACAGGAUAAAUUCUGCACUUAUCUGAUUCCGUGUAUUUUCAGCUUUGAAUAGGCUGUGUAGGAAGAUGUCAUCGCCCAACUGUACAAUCAACUUCAGCGAAGCUUCAAGCUAUCAGCUCGAUGAGGAUUUCUUCGAAUUGGUUGAUAUAGAUAACCAAGUGUGCAAGCUACAAGCGUUACUAGAAAAUGAAGAGCUUGCUCUUGAUACGAAAUGCUUGCUAGAAACAUUGAAACAAUGUCUCUCCAGAUAUACAGUUGAAUCGCUUGAUGAGCAAGUUUUCAAAAAAAUUCUGCCAAAAGCUCAACACUUUCUAUUACAGAUCGUAAGCUCCAUAGACGACACAGUAAAGAACGAUGCGAGAAUCGAUGAUCUGGAUAAUGUUACGCACAAACUACGUAUCUGUGAUGGUAUGCUUGUCUUCUGGAAGGAAUGCAUAGAACAUGUAUCCACACUUGGAAAAGUUCGAGCUGUUUACAUCACAUCAUUAUGCGACAUUUUACCUGAAACGAUCAAAGUCGUUUUUGAGCAUUGCAAAACCAGCCCAAAAUAUGGAGUAUUAUUGAGCGGUGCCAUGCAAGAAUUGAGAAAUUUAUUCACAAAAGGAGGCGCGAUCUUUAAGCUGUUCUUUGCCACUUUGGACGGCGUAAUCGUUUUCGACACGGAUGUGCAAUCGGAAACGGAGCUGUUGACGAAAGUAAUCGAUGCAUAUGGUAACAUCGCUUCCAUUGCAAACGGUAUGGAUACCAAGACGUUUGUUGAUUUAUCCGAAGCAUUCGCUAAGCUGGCGAUCACUUAUCAUGAUGAUAUUAAACCAAACAGCGUCAUAAUACAUCUCACUCAAAUGGCGAAAGAUGUAUCUUGUCUUUUGUCCACGAUCAAGGAUCAAAAGGAUAAGAAUGCGGAACGAAGUAUAAUGGUUGCUAUGCGUUUGCUGAAAAUCCUCGAGAAAUUAACAACUGUCUACAAUGAACAUCUUACAUCCGAAACGAUGCCAUGUCUGCUAGAAUUUUUGGCGUAUAUGCAUGGAUAUUCAUGCUUCGGUUUAACAAAACGGGAUGAAAGAAUCUCGAUCAAUGCCACGAUUUUCCUAGAUAUCAUCUUUAAACACUAUGAUUUCAAGCAGGUAUAUUUCCAGUAUGGAAAGCAAAUUGUCUCACAUGAUCAAUAUGUAAAUUAUUAUUUAUUGACAAUAGCUAUUAUGAAAAAACUGAACAACAUGCCAUACGAGCAUUGUUGCAAAUGGUUUUUAGAUUCAGAUUCGAUCUUAGACGUCGCACUGACAUAUAUAGAAUAUCUUGGAGAAGAAAUCUGUAUCGGAGAGUUUAGAUUAUCAGGCAUUGAUGAGAUCGGUGGAUCACGGUUGAUCAGUGUCUAUGAGGCAACUUUAAUCUUUUUUUGCAAUCUUAUCAGCAAAAUUCAAUUAAAAGACUUUCACACACUCGAGACACUUUUGCUAAAGCAUCUGUUGUGUGGUCACUUUUGGAGCUCUCUGUUAAGCUCGGAUGUUUGGUGUUUUAUUGCCAGACUCGGGACUUCACAGUUGUGCGCCGAUCAUAUCAAACAUCUGUUCAAAGUAUCCGUCAUUUUAAUAGAAAGACAUGAUAGCAUAGAAGCAAUCAUGCUAGAUUACAUGAUUAUCAGUCUAUUUGAACUAUUAAACGAAGACAUGAAAUUUUCCCUUCUCGGAAAUCUUAUCGAGAAUCUGGAUACAAAUAAUUACGCACCUAUCGUGUAUUUACUAGUAGGAAAAACUAAAGGUUUUCUUACGAAACAAUUAUCCCAUAAACUCGGGGAUUUGUCGAAGGCUUUUUUGGAUCUGCAAGAACAUCCUUCUACUCGAAAUUGGAAACGACUUAUACAAUCCAUAUCAACGAUAAUAAUGAUAGAUUACAGGGAUAAUAAGGACAUUAUUGAAAUCUUAACUAAAAUAUGGACUUUCGUGGAAAGUGCGAUCAUCGUUUGCGAGGGCAAACAAUUAGAUAUACUAUCUGAUUUGUUCGUUAGUUUGCUCGAUGUCACUCAUCUUGGAUGUUUUCAGGAUAAUACGUUUUGUUCGAUUUUGAAGUCUAUCGCGACCUCGUGCAUUUAUCUGCCUCCUCCGGGCAAAAUCAAAAUCUGCCAUUUUCUACGACGAUGCAUCGAGGAUUUUGAUCAUUGCAGAGUGCAGAGCGUCGCGCCUAUUUUGAUUGAGUUGUUGGUUCAUCUGUUGGAACACGAAAACUCCUGGGUACGUCAGGAAGCUCUAGAGACCUUCGAGCAUAUGGGACAAAAAUGUUCGGAGCAACUAGUCGCUAAAGUAGCAAAGGCUCUGGCUAAGAUGCCGAACAUUAGCAGCAUCAUGCAAGCUUAUUUGUCCUCGAAACCCUAUUAUUCCCUGGAAGGCUUCGCAAAUAUGCAAAACUAUCUUAGAUAUUUAGUUACAGCUAUCCAAAGUCGCGGCGAGCAUACGUGCUACGAGUACAAUGAAUCCGAGAGAGAGGAGAAGAUACCAAGGCUGGAAAAAGAGGAAACCUCAUGCGAUGUUAUUAUGCCAAUAUCAGUACAACUGGACGAACGAGCGGAAGAAUUGUGCAACGGAUUGACAAAGUCUGACUAUUGGUCUGCCGUUUGACAAACGUCCAUUAGAAUCACACACAAUUUAGGUCUAUUAACCUAAACUUGUAAGGUCCGUUUCAUCCAUGGAUAUAACCGUAAGAUGAUCUCCCUACUGUUUUACUGCGAAUUAAAAUUCAUUAAAUAUGUUUACUGCGUACAGCAUUUGCUUACUUUCCGAGAAUUAAUAUGCGCUGAAGAUGACUUAAAUAUAAGUCGAAACGUCCGCUCUUAAAUUGUCUAAACAUCUAUGUAUUAUUAAUACUGAA
This is a messenger RNA of Camponotus floridanus (Florida carpenter ant), 2989 nucleotides long. RefSeq lists its product as uncharacterized. Lineage: Eukaryota; Metazoa; Arthropoda; Insecta; Hymenoptera; Formicidae. Bases 193 to 2739 code for a protein of 848 amino acids. The record is from RefSeq and is a predicted model, not a curated record. The transcript has 15 exons.